Molecule: messenger RNA, 3749 nt
Organism: Mus musculus (house mouse)
Lineage: Eukaryota; Metazoa; Chordata; Mammalia; Rodentia; Muridae
Gene: Adk
Product: adenosine kinase
Exons: 8
Coding region: 369-1055 (228 amino acids)
Biological process (GO): purine ribonucleoside salvage; toxic metabolite repair; dAMP biosynthetic process
Cellular component (GO): nucleus; cytoplasm; nucleoplasm
Molecular function (GO): adenosine kinase activity; kinase activity
Source: RefSeq, a predicted model, not a curated record
CCAGGACUCAAGAUGGCCACCGUGCCCGCUAGCCAGCCCUCUGGCUGGUCAGCUAGCCCGCGUGGCAGCGAGCCUGACCGAGCCCCAGCGAGCCCCGCGGGCAGCGAGCCUCGGCGCUCAGCCCUGGGGGCGGCGCUACAGCGGACCGACGGGGGCGGGGCGUCCGCCCUCCUUUGGCCGCAGCCAAUCAGCGGGUGGGGCCAGCUCGCCCCGGGCCGCCCGCGCGCGGGGUGUGUAAGGACGAGCUCUCCGACGCUGAGUGCCAGAGCUAGGGAGCAGUUGCUGUGGUACCUACUGCUACCUGGGCAGACGCUGAGCAUCGGACAUCAGGCGCGGGGCGCUGCGGUGCGGGACGGGUAGGUGCAGUCAUGACGUCCACCAGUGAAAAUGUGCUAUUUGGAAUGGGGAAUCCUCUUCUUGACAUCUCUGCUGUAGUAGACAAAGAUUUCCUUGAUAAGUAUUCUCUGAAACCAAAUGACCAGAUCUUGGCUGAAGACAAGCACAAGGAACUGUUUGAUGAACUUGUGAAAAAAUUCAAAGUUGAAUAUCAUGCUGGUGGCUCUACGCAGAAUUCAAUGAAAGUGGCUCAGUGGUUGAUUCAGGAGCCACACAAAGCAGCAACAUUCUUUGGAUGCAUUGGGAUAGAUAAGUUUGGGGAGAUCCUGAAGCGUAAGGCUGCUGACGCACAUGUGGAUGCUCAUUACUAUGAGCAGAACGAGCAGCCAACAGGAACUUGUGCUGCGUGUAUCACUGGUGGCAACAGGUCCCUCGUUGCUAACCUUGCUGCCGCCAAUUGUUACAAGAAAGAGAAGCACCUUGACCUGGAGCGGAACUGGGUGUUGGUAGAGAAAGCCAGAGUUUACUACAUAGCUGGCUUUUUUCUCACAGUCUCCCCAGAGUCGGUAUUGAAAGUGGCUCGCUAUGCUGCCGAGAACAACAGGGUCUUCACUUUGAACCUGUCUGCACCGUUCAUUAGCCAGUUCUUCAAGGAAGCCUUGAUGGACGUCAUGCCUUAUGUUGAUAUCCUCUUUGGAAAUGAGACGAUGCAUCUGUGACUUACAACUGUGACCACACCUAGACUUAAAGGAACAAAAACAAAAAAAAAAACCCUUUUCUCCCUUUUAAAAUCUUCUGUCUGAAUCUAUGUAAAGUUAAUAAAUUAUGAGUAGAUGUUGAUAUUAUAAUCUAUUUUACUGAGGUAAUUUUGGAACUAUUUGUAUAUCAUAGUUGAAAAUGUUACAGUAGAAUUUCACUUGAAGUGUUACAGCUUCUUCUUUUAAACAGUGAUGUAUUUUCUCCCAUAAAUCAGGGGAAACUUUAAAAACCCACGACGUAGAAUAGCGGAAGCUGUGACUGACCUUCAAGUGAUGUUAGCCACAUCGAUGAACUUUUAUGAAUGUUCGGAGUUUCUGUUACAUUGAUCACCCUAGAAUCUGCACAUGUGCAGCCUGGUGUGCACAUGCAAUAAAUAAAUAGUCAAAUAAAUAAAUGCAAAUUAUGUACAAAGGCACUAAUCAUUGACUGAUGCUAAAGAGAAGAGACUUAGGGAAGCAAAAAAGAAUAAUCCCCCCAAAGUGACUUUUAUCUUUACAGAAAAUGUCGAUGAUAUCAAAAUGGUCUUCACUUUAAAAAAACAAGUGUGUUAGCCAAAGCAACAGUCAAAAAAUAAAAGGUUAAUUAGAAUUAAUCAAAAAUUAAAUACUUUUAUGGCCAAGAAUAUCCGAACACACCUGAAACACAUCACUGAGGAUACAGAUACAGGAGGAUAGCGUGUCUAAGGCCAGGUUGGUACAAAGAGAGACCUUAAAUAACAAAACCAAAAGAAUGGUUUCUUGCUUCAAAGAACAAGCUCCAGAAUACAGAACCACAAACACCCGUACAGUUGGAGAGUAGUUAUCAAUGUCCAAAUAUAUAACCCCAUGGCAAGGAAACCAACUAAAGCACAUUUAAAAAAUGGCCAAAGAAUCUGGUCAUUGGGAUGCGUCCUGUUACUCUGGAGGUUGAAGCAGAGGAUCAAAUGCUGAGGCCACCCUGGGCUGUGUACAGGGAGACGGUCUUAAAACAGCCACACAUAUAUUUAUACAUUUGCAUACAUACAUUGGUCAAAGGACUUAAGUAAACAGUUCUCAAAAAAAAAAAAUACCCACUUUACAGAUGGUCAGUAAACACAUGAAAAGACAGUCAAUAUCUCUGAUCAUUAGAGAAACAUAAAUGAGCCUAAAAUUAGACACUGCUUCAUUGGGUAAACCUGAUGGAGAAACUGAAGCCUGUGUGUUGCAGGUUAGAAUGUGAGCUUAUAAAACACUCAUGGAAAAUAGUUUAGUAAAUUGACAAAAAAAAUUGAACAUAGAAUUAUUAACAUAACUCAGCAAUUCAACUUCUUAGUCUGUCCCAAAACUAAAAGCAAAAACUCAAGGGCUUACACACCAGUGUGUUUCAACAUUAUUCACAAUAGCCAGUGGUCUCGGGAAAGCGAUUAUAUUGAUGUCGUUGGUUGGUUUGUUAGUUUUGUUUGGCUUGGUUUAGUUUUUGAGACAGGGUUUCUUUGUGUCCUUGUUCUAGAACUUACUCUGUAGACCAAGCUGGAUUUGAACUCACAGAUAUCUGCCUGCCUCUGUUUCCUAAGUACUGGGAUUAAAGGUAUAGGCCACCACGCUCAGCUGCAAAUCAAAUUUUUAAUGAGGAAAAUUUCUUUUAUAUGUAUAUACAUAUAUAUGUAUAUAUUUAUUAUUAUUAUUAUUAAACAUCAAAGAAAAUAAACCUUCAUAUACAUGCUUUAUGAAUGUCUUUAAAAAUUCUGUAAAGCUUAAAAAGGCAGAUGUAGCAAACAACCAUUGGAUUUCUGUACAGGCCUGGGAGUGCAGCUGAGGGUAGAGUGACUGCUUACUACAGGAAGUUCCAGACAUUCAAACCUAGCACCAUGGUGGGAGGUUUAAGUAAAUUCAAAAUAAACAAUGGAACAGUGGAUCCUAGUGGUACAGGGCAGGGGUGGACAGUGGUGAUGGCUACACACAGCUGUGAAUGUGCUUAACACUGAAUUCAGCACUUAUAAUGAUAAGGUUUAUCUUACACAUGGUUAACAAUUUUAUAAAGAUUGAUUCUACAAGCUAGUAACAUUAUAUUAUGUCUUAGUAUUGAUUAUUUAGCAAUAUUUUCACACCUAGGAGACAAAACUGUAAGCUGCUAUAUGACUACAUGUCAUGUUGAACAACUUUUUCUUGUCUUUUGUUUGUGAAUCCUGUUCAUUUGCAUUUAUUUCAACAAAUAUUCAUGUAGUAAAGCCUAUUAUGGCAAAUCAGUAACUAAUAGAAGCCAAGUCCCUUGUAAGGUCUGUCAUUAUAUGAACUAUAGACUAAAGGUGGCUUCAGAGCGAUCCAAUGUGUUGGUAUUUUAUGAAGCAGUCUUUAAAGGACUUCUGAUGAGUGCACAGCUACGGAGUGUGCUACUCAAUGUGUGCUCUGCGCUUUAGUGGUGCGGUUGGAUGCAGCUGCAUUUGCAUAUAAUACAAAGUCAAACAGUGCAGCGCCUUAAUGAUACCAAGUAAGCUGGAUGUCAGAGUCAGAUGGUUUAAGUGGUAAUCAGCUAGAAAUAUCGGCUAAGAUGAUGCAGUUUAAUAGGGAUAAUAAAGAUGAUAUUGUAUUCGAUUACAAAGUGCAAGUAGAUUAAUGUUUUACCUUUUGAACAUAUUACCAUUGUUCUCCUUGAAUACUUUAGUAAUAAGAAUAAAUUAUCUCUGGUUCUUAAAGAAA